Staurois parvus is the source of this 1059-nucleotide messenger RNA. NCBI's taxonomy places the organism in Eukaryota, Metazoa, Chordata, Amphibia, Anura, Ranidae. The record is from the annotation of a GenBank genome assembly.
AUGUCUCACACGGGUGAGAAGCUUCGUUCCUGUUCUGAGUGUGGGAAAUUCUUUCUUAACAAAUCAGAACUCAUCAGACAUUACAGAUCUCACACAGGAGAGAAGUCCUAUUCCUGCCCUGAGUGCGGGAAAUUUUUUCUUGGUAAAUCAAAACUGGACACACAUUACAGAUCUCACACAGGGGAAAAGCCAUAUGAGUGCGGGAAACUGUUUCCACAGAAGUCUUGUCUUACUAAACAUCAGAGAGUGCACACGGGGGAAAAGCCGUAUUCCUGCUCUGAGUGUAUGAAAUGUUUUUCAGAUAAGGCCAGUCUUUCCAGACAUCAGAGAUCUCACACGGGGGAGAAGCCGUAUUCCUGCCCCAAGUGCGGCAAAUGUUAUUCACGGAAAACAGAUCUUGUUAUACAUCAGAGAUCCCACACAGGGGAGAGGCCAUAUUCCUGUCCUGAGUGCGGGAAAUGUUUUUCACGGAUGUCCCAUCUUUAUAGGCAUCAGAAAUUACACACGGGUGAGAAGCCGUAUUCCUGUCCUCAGUGUGGAAAAUGUUUUUCACGGAAAUCAGACCUCAUCAGACAUUACAGAUCUCACACAGGAAAGAAGUCAUACUCCUGCCCUGAGUGCGGGAAAUGUUUUGUUCGUAAAGCAAAACUGGACAUCCAUUACAGGUCUCACACAGGUGAGAAGCCGUAUUCCUGCUCAGAGUGUGGGAAAUGUUAUUCGGAUAGUUACAGCCUUUGCAGACAUCAGAGAUCACACACAGGUGAGAAGCCGUAUUCCUGCUCUGAGUGUGUGAAGUGUUUUUCAGAUAAGGGCAGUCUUUCAAGACAUCAGAAAUUGCACACAGGUGAGAAACCCUAUUCCUGCCCUGAGUGUGGGAAAUGUUUUGCGCGGUUGGUUUAUCUUCAUGCACAUCAGAGAGUGCACACAGGUGAGAAGCCGUAUUCCUGUCCUCAAUGUGGAAAAUGUUUUUCACGGAAGGGCAAUCUUAAUGAACAUCAGGCAUGCCACAGACGGGAAAAGCCUUAUUUAUACUCUGAGUGCGGGAAAUGUUUUUCAUGA